Molecule: messenger RNA, 1568 nt
Organism: Polychytrium aggregatum
Lineage: Eukaryota; Fungi; Chytridiomycota; Chytridiomycetes; Polychytriales
Product: kinase-like domain-containing protein
Exons: 4
Coding region: 119-1468 (449 amino acids)
Biological process (GO): protein phosphorylation
Molecular function (GO): ATP binding; protein kinase activity
Source: RefSeq, a predicted model, not a curated record
CAACCUACAUCGUCGGCGCACUGUCGUCUCCAGCGUUCACCUUUCCAUUCGUUAUCUCUCGGUCUCCCUCCGCCGGCUGCUCUAGCAAAUUGCCAAUCCUCACCGCAUCAUUACCGCAAUGCCGCUCACACCCGGUCACAAAGGCAGCGCCAACUUGGUGUCAGGCUCCUCGCCCAACAUCAUGGCAACCCAAGAGCAGAAAUCCAGGAAAUCCGAGCAUUCCAAGCUCGCCCCUCCGCUGCCCUCCAAGAUCUCGGCAACAAAGUCGCUCAGCCACUCCAACUUUCUCGAUCCACAGAGCCCGCUGCAGCCUGGAGGUAGUUCGCCCAGCAACAGCCGGCUCGGCACCGACAGGAGCAGCCCGAAUCUCAGCAAAAAGUCACCAGCCGUCUCGCAGGCUUUUCUAUCCCGUCGACUCAAGGCCGAUCAAGUCACUUCAUGCGAAGACAUUAUUAUCGUCACCCGGUUCCACACCUGCACCAACACGCGCCUCUACCUGGCGGGAUUGGUAUCUGAAGUCGGAAUGGAUAUGGGCGAGACCAAAACGCCGGCGCUCCUGACGGUCAAGGUCAUGCGCAAGCGGGAUGCCAAGCACCGCCAGCUCGAGAAGGCCUUUGCGACCGAGCGGGACAUUCUCCGCGAGCUGAACCAUCCGUUUGUCAUUCAGUUUGUCGGCAGCUUCCAGGACCCAAAGAAUCUGUACAUCGUCAUGGAAUACGCGGGACUUUCGCUGCGCCAGUUCAUGCGGCAGGCUCGGAAAAUCCUCGAAGAUCAAGCGCGGUUCUACAUUGCAGAAAUCAUCAUGGCCCUCGAAUACGUCCAUUCCAAGGGCAUUGUGUACUGCGAUCUUCGGCCCGAAACAGUCCUGAUUACAGCGACAGGUCACAUCACGCUGUGCUCGUUCAGUAAAGCCCGGCGAAUGUCCAGCAACUCAAUAGUCCAGUGGAGCAAUUCCAACUUGCCAGAGAGCUCAGGAUAUGUGCCGCCAGAGCUGAUCAGCCAUGGAGUCUUCAAUCAGACCUACGACUGGUGGGGUGUGGGCAUCGUCCUCUACGAGCUGCUUGCCGGCGAUCUGCCCUUUGGCAAGUGCGACAACCCUCAGCUGUACAUGAAGUCGAUUCAGUCGGGGCCAUCCCCGAAUGCCCUUGCCGAUUCGUCGGCCGCUGCCAGGGACUUGCUCAAGCGGCUGCUCACUCCGACCCCCCGGGAUCGCAUCGGCUCCUGGCACGACGCAACCGACAUCAAGUGUCACGUUUGGUUCCAUUCGAUCGCUCGCUGGAGUGCCGUGAACGAGCUCCACCUGACCCCGCCACUCAUACCCAGUAUGAACGAGCGCAACGAGACGACCCAGACCCAGAAAGCGCUCGACGACCCAUGGGGCAGACUCAAGAAGGUUGACGAUGACGAGGAAGAGUGGGAGAGGGUCGGCGGGCCGCUGGACGAGACGUUUGAGUGUUUCAAUUUCUAACCAAAGCCGCUGUCUGGACCUUUGGGGUCACUGCUUGGACUGCCAAGCUGCACGGCGAGCCGUCGAGCCCCAAGACAGGCCACACAUAGGACAAUACGGC